Trichogramma pretiosum is the source of this 3488-nucleotide messenger RNA. It is a transcript of the gene Gnf1, whose product is annotated as replication factor C subunit 1. The coding region runs from base 283 to 3348 and encodes 1021 amino acids. The record is from RefSeq and is a predicted model, not a curated record. Gene Ontology annotation, biological process: DNA repair; DNA replication. The transcript is spliced from 2 exons. Lineage: Eukaryota; Metazoa; Arthropoda; Insecta; Hymenoptera; Trichogrammatidae. Gene Ontology annotation, molecular function: DNA clamp loader activity; ATP binding; ATP hydrolysis activity. Gene Ontology annotation, cellular component: nucleus; DNA replication factor C complex.
AGCUUCUCGCUGAAACUGCAGAAGACUCUCAAAUAAUUUGCUCUUGACUUCCCGCGUUCGCCGCACGACCUUUAGUCAAUUCGGAGUGUUAAAUUCAUAAUCGAUCAAAACAAAACUUUGUUUUAAAUCAGGACGUAUUGUAAACAAAACAUAUGAAUCUCGUUUAAUAUUGUAAUUUGCAAUCGGACAGACGAAUAAUUACAUCAUGUUAUGAAAACUAUUUUUAAUUGAGCAGAACGAAUAAUUCAAAGACAGGAUUAUUUGAAAGGAAUAGAAUUCACAAUGCCACAAGAUAUUCGCUCAUUUUUUGCCAGGCAAAGCUCGUCAUCAGCUGUCACUCAAGAAAAAUCGCGUAGAAAGCCGCCGAGAAUUUCAGAUGAAGAAAAUUCAAGCCCUUCGAAAGUUAAAAAAGCAAAGCACGAUGAUAAAAGUAAAGAUAAAGAAGUAAAAUCCCGGUCCAAAAAACGUACCAUCGAGUCUUCAGACGAAGAUGAUGUCAAAACUGUGAAUGUUAAAAAAGCUAAAAUUGAAGACAGUUCUAAAAAAGUAGAAAUCAUUGAGGACCCUUCAAGUGUAUUUAAUAAGAAACCAGUAAAACGUAUUAAUUCUACUAAAGUUACUAAAAAAGAAAGCCAGAAAACAGAAGCUAAAAAAUCAUCAAAACAUCCAACUGCUUUUGAAGAUGAUGAUUUUGAUGCAACAUUAGACCAGCUAGAUACCUCUCAAAUUGAAGAUGAAUAUUUGAACAGUCUCAAAGAUGACGAAAAGGAGCAUAAUAAAAGUGGAAAGAAAGACAAAAGUUCCCCUGAAAAUAAAAAAAGUGAAAAUUCAAAAGUAAAUAAAGAUAAUGUUCAUUGUGACGUUAAAACAAAAGAUUCUUCUAAGAAGAUUUCUAAAAAAGAUCCUCACCCAAAACUUGAAGUUGAAAAGUCAAGCAGAAUUACAAAGGAUAAGAAAAAAAAUGACGAAUACAAUGAGAUAAUUGAAGAAAAUAUUGAAAAGAAAAAGCAACAUGCCGCUUUAUAUCAAAAUUAUUUGCACCGUGGAGGAGCCAGAAAUCCUGGUUCUAAAGAUGUCCCUGAAGGAGCUGAACAAUGUUUUGCAAAUUUAAGUUUUUUAAUAACAGGUGUACUUGAAUCUUUAGAACGAGAAGAAAUAGAAGAAAUAAUAAAGAAAUAUGGAGGAAAAAUACUAACUACGGUAUCGAAAAAACUCAACUACUUGAUAGUUGGAGACCAGCCCGGACCAUCAAAAAUGACCAAAGCAAAUAGCUUAGGUGUAAAACAAAUUGAUGAAGAUGAGUUUUUAAAUUUACUACGUACUUUACCAGGUCAUAAAGUGAAAAUAGACAAUAGUAAAAUUCAAACCAAUCAAAAAAGUCCUAAAGAAAAAAUUAAAGAAGAAAAUAAAUCUUCAAAUACACCUAUUGAUUCUGAUAAAAAUGAAAGUAUUAAAGUAAAUCAUAAGAGCCCAUCAAAAAAAAUAGAAUUGAUGAAAAUUUCUAAAGUAGAGAUCAAAAAAGAAGAAUUACCAAAGAACCUUAAACUUGAUACUUUAGAAACUGCAUCAAACAAAAAUCUUAAGGUAGUUGAAACAAAAGUAAAAAUUGAAGAAUCUCCUCAAAGUACUGAAUCAAAUAUAGCUAUGGUGACAGCUUUGGUUGAAAAAUAUAGGCCAAAAGAUAUGAAACAGAUAAUCGGUCAAAAUGGUGAUAAAAGUAAUGCUAAAAAACUAUUUAAAUGGCUAUCUAAUUGGUACAAAUAUCAUGGUUGUCAUGCAACAGAAAAAGGUGUAAAAACAUCUUGGAAAGAUGAUUCUGGAAUCACCAAUAAAGCAGCUUUGCUGUCAGGUCCACCUGGUGUGGGCAAAACUACUACUGCUUAUGUUGUCUGUGCCCAAUUAGGAUUAGAAAUUUUAGAGUUUAAUGCUUCUGAUACAAGAAGUAAGAAAUCCUUGCAAGAUGAAAUAUCAAGUAUUCUUUCUAACAAAACUGUUAAAACACUAUUUUCAAAUACAACUGAUAAAAGUAAUGCCACAAAACCAAAGCAUGUGUUACUUAUGGACGAAGUAGAUGGCAUGGCUGGAAAUGAAGAUCGUGGUGGAAUGCAAGAAUUAAUUUCCCUCAUUAAGGCCACCGAAAUUCCCAUAAUUUGCAUUUGUAAUGAUAGAGCAAGUCAAAAAAUAAAAUCUCUUGCUAAUUAUACAUUUGAUCUAAGAUUUCAAAAGCCUAGAGUAGAACUCAUCAGAGCAGCAAUGAUGUCUCUUUGUUUUAAGGAAGGUAUUAAAAUUACUCCAGAUGAAUUGUCACAAAUUAUCAAUUCAACAAAUCAAGAUAUUAGACAAGUCAUUAAUCAUUUAUCUAUGAUGUCUGCAAGCAAACAAAAAUCAGAACAAAACUACCAGGAAAAAUUGAAAAACCUCAAACUAGGACCAUGGGAUGUCAUUCACAAAGUUUUCAGUUGCGACGAACAUAAAAACAUGAAGUUUCGUGAUAAAAGCGACUUAUUUUUCCAUGAUUACAAUAUUGCGCCUCUUUUUGUUUAUGAAAAUUAUCCAAUGGUUAGGCCAAAUGCUCCACGUUCUGAACUUCUUGCCAGACUGUCAAAAGCUAGUUCCAGUUUAGCUAUUGGAGAUACAAUUGAAAAAGCUAUAAGAAGUAAUCAAUCGUGGAGUCUUUUACCAGUACAGGCUGUAUUCUCUUCAGUAAUACCAGGAACAGUGAUGUCAGGUCAUAUGGGUGUCAGACCUAAUUUUCCAAGCUGGCUUGGAAGAAAUUCUAAGAGCAAUAAAUUUGAUCGACUGCUUCAAGAACUAACUUUGCAUAUUCGUUUAACUACAGGAGCAAGCAAAGAAUCAGUUAACUUAGAUUACAUCAAAAUGCUGGUUAAUUCUAUAUUGACACCUUUAAUUAAUGAUGGUGAAAAUGGUAUUGAUCAAGCUGUAGCAGUAAUGAAUGAAUAUCAUUUAUCAAGAGAAGAUUUGGAUUCAUUAAUAGAACUCACUCAGUGGCCACAUACCAGAGAUCCUAUGCAAACUAUUCCACCUAAAUUAAAGGCAGCAUUCACUAAAGCAUAUAACAAAAGUGCUCAAGCGUUUAGCAAUACUGGUACUACAACAAAGAAAAAGUCUGCUCGAGAAAAUAAAGAUGAUGAAUAUGCAGAUGGAAAUGAUGAGCCUCUAUCUGAUGAAAAUGAAGAAGAUGAAAAAAUUGAAAAUGAUAAGCUUAUUAAGGCCAAAACUUCUAAAGCAAAAAGUGCUCCAAGUAAAGCCAAGGCAACGGCUAAAACAUCAAAACCUUCCGCAUCUAAAACUGCGAAAAAACCUUCAACUGCAAAUAAAAAAAAAUGAAAUGAUGUUUCAUAUUGAUUUUUGUGUAUUAAUAAUACAUUAAAUUUGCCUCUGUAUACCAGACUGAAUGUUGUAUAGUUAAUAAUUAUAUUUUUUAAUGCUAAUCAUCGAAACUAUUAAAUUUUUGUAUUGAAACUGAA